AUGAUGCAAACAGAAAAAAGGAACUGGGUUGAUAUUGACGUAGAUGAUGAUGAGUCAUUAAAUGAUAAUGAAAACAAAAAAAAAUGGGAGGAUAUAGACGCAGAUGAUGAUUUAGAGAGUAACAAAAAAUUAUCUUACUUUACUAAUUAUGAAAAUGGAGUUAAAGUUGUUACAAAAUAUUCUGAAAACUUAAAAAAGCAAACAGUGAAGGUUACAAAAAAAAUUAAAGAAGUAAUAAUAAAAAAACGCCUUAACAAAGAAAUCGAGAAUCGUCUUAAACUAAAAAAUUUCAACGUCGAUGCUUUUAGCUCGGUUAUUGUUGAACCAACUGAUGUUGUAAAUAUUGAGCCUCCAAAAAAUAAUUUAUUAGACUUCCUUAAAGAUACUGAAUAUGACUAUUUAUUUGCUGAACAAACAGAUAAAACAGCAAAAGAUUUGAAAAAUAGAUUUAAAAUGUUUAAAGAUGAAGAAGCAGAGGAGGCUAAACCAGAUGAUCCUAAUAAAGCUGGAGCUAAGAGAGACAUGAUGUAUUAUCGCUCACAUGAUACUCAAAAUAAAGAGUGCACUAUUCGUGUAACGAAUCUAAGCGAAGAUGUUAAUGAGAGUGAAUUAUCCAACUUAUUUGGGCGUGUCGGUCAAAUAUCUCGAAUGUUUUUAGCUAAGCACAAGGAAACACAAAAUUCCAAGGGUUUUGCUUUUAUUACAUAUUCCAAGAGAGAAGAAGCAAAAAGAGCUAUAGAAAAGUUAAAUAGACAUGGAUUUGAAAAUCUCCUCUUAAGUGUGGAAUGGGCCAAACCAUCAAACAGAUGA
Molecule: messenger RNA, 810 nt
Organism: Plasmodium vinckei vinckei
Lineage: Eukaryota; Apicomplexa; Aconoidasida; Haemosporida; Plasmodiidae
Product: eukaryotic translation initiation factor 3 subunit G, putative
Exons: 10
Coding region: 1-810 (269 amino acids)
Cellular component (GO): eukaryotic translation initiation factor 3 complex; cytoplasm
Molecular function (GO): RNA binding; translation initiation factor activity
Source: RefSeq, a predicted model, not a curated record